AUGAUAUUAGAUGAACGCAAUAUGCCAGUGAUACCUGGCACCCAACUACCUGAAGAAGAAGCCCAGGAAUUGAGAAUGAUUGUAGCAGACUUGUUAAAUCGUAGGAACGUCAACUUCCCAGGAUCUCAACCUGUUUCCUUCGAAAGAUUCCAUUUGCGUGAAAAUUUGAUGAAGAAAGACUAUUUCGUAUGUGAAAAGUCUGAUGGAUUGAGAUGUCUUUUGUUCAUAAUCGAUCAUCCAGAGAAGGGUGAAGGAGUUUUUUUGAUCACUAGAGAAAAUGAUUAUCAUCACAUACCCAAUAUUCAUUUCCCAUUGACAAAGAAUGAAGAUAAAGGAAGAACUUAUCAUCAUGGUACGCUACUUGAUGGGGAAUUGGUGUUGGAAACUAAGAAUGUCAGUGAACCUUACUUGAGGUAUUGUAUUUUCGAUGCAUUGGCCAUUCAUGGAAAAGAUAUAACUAAACGUCACUUAUCCACCAGAUUGGGAUACAUCACUGAGAAUGUAAUGAAACCUUUUGAUAACUUCAAAAUCAAAAACCCCGAGAUCGUUAACUCACCAAACUUCCCUUUCAAAGUAAGUUUCAAGAUUAUGACGUCAAGUUAUCAUGCUGAUGAUGUUUUGAGUAAAAAAGAUCAAUUAUUCCAUGAAUCUGAUGGUUUGAUUUAUACUUGCGCUGAAACUCCUUAUGUGUUUGGUACCGAUGCCACAUUAUUGAAAUGGAAACCAGCUCAUGAAAAUACCAUCGAUUAUAAGUUGGAAAUUGAAUUCAAUAAAUAUCAAGACCCUGAUAUGGAUCCCAGAGAUCCCGACUCAACAUAUAUUGAUUAUGAUUCCAAACCUGACGUGUUAAAUUUGAAAGUAUGGAAGGGAGGAAAAGAAUAUGAACAUUUCACCAGAUUGGAUUUGGAAAAUACUGACUGGGAACAAUUGAAGGCUUUGAAUGAGCCUUUACAAGGAAGAAUCAUUGAAUGUAGGAAAAAAUUGGACAAACCUGGAUUCUGGGAAAUGCUCAGAUUCCGUAAUGAUAAAUCCAACGCCAACCACUUCACUACAGUAGAGAAAGUCUUAAUGAGUAUUCAAGAUGGUGUAACAGAAGAAGAAAUUGUGAAUAGUUGUGGGGAAAUUUCCAAGGCAUGGAAGUCUAGACAUUUGAAACGUGAACAACAAAACGGACAACCUCCAUCUCAUCACCCACCACAACAUAAUCAGGAACAUGCCAAUGGUCAUGCUCAUCCUGAAAGAGAAGACAGUGAUGCCAAAAGACGUAAAGUUGAAGAAACUUUUGACGAAAUACCAACUUAUGAAGACAGCGACGACGAGUAG
This is a messenger RNA of Yamadazyma jaroonii, 1323 nucleotides long. The record is from the annotation of a GenBank genome assembly. Lineage: Eukaryota; Fungi; Ascomycota; Pichiomycetes; Serinales; Debaryomycetaceae.